Molecule: messenger RNA, 630 nt
Organism: Laetiporus sulphureus 93-53
Lineage: Eukaryota; Fungi; Basidiomycota; Agaricomycetes; Polyporales; Laetiporaceae
Exons: 4
Coding region: 182-502 (106 amino acids)
Source: RefSeq, a predicted model, not a curated record
AGAACUGCGCAGGGUUCUCAGUCGACUGGUCAACUCCAGCAACAGAAGAAUAUCCGAUAUGUGCUUCCGCACCCGUGAUUUCGUCCCGCUUUGCAUCUGAUGAUCAUAUUUCAAGCAUGUCAAAUAGCUACCCAGAGCGAGCUGCUACUUAUACCUUUGCUACCCACUCCAAUUCCACAACAUGGCGAGCGCGACCUUAGAGGCGACCGACUCGGAGCUGCUCAAGGCAAACUUCAUGUCGAAUUGUGCCUUUGCAUCCGCAGCAGUCCUCGUAUUCUAUGAACAUAUCUCUACGUUCAACCGAGAGAUUAAAUUCUUUUGGGGCAAAAGGUCAUUCUCAGCAGUCCUCUUCUUCAUCAAUCGGCUGCUGGCUCUCAUCUAUGGCGCUGUAUUGAUCGCAAUGACAACCAACAUCUACUCACAAACUAGGUUCGUUCCGAGUCCUCUAGCUCACAGAGUUCCAAAAACCCUUUACAUUUCAUGCCAUUUAGCUGUGAAGUAGUAAGUAAUGCAUUUAGCUGUCUUAUACUCGCGAUCACGACGAUGUCCGCAGGUAAGAUUAUAUGCACCACGUUUCAAUUAGAUACUGACAUCCUAUCGCAGUGGUCACGUUACAGCGAGUAUAUGCAG